This is a messenger RNA of Nyctereutes procyonoides (raccoon dog), 3441 nucleotides long. RefSeq names its product outer dense fiber of sperm tails 2 like (gene ODF2L). Gene Ontology annotation, biological process: negative regulation of cilium assembly. NCBI's taxonomy places the organism in Eukaryota, Metazoa, Chordata, Mammalia, Carnivora, Canidae. The record is from RefSeq and is a predicted model, not a curated record. Bases 1118 to 3052 code for a protein of 644 amino acids. The transcript is spliced from 17 exons. Gene Ontology annotation, cellular component: centrosome; ciliary basal body.
AUGAGAGAGAGAGGGAGAGGCAGGCUCCAUGCAGGGACCCCGACUCGGGACUCGAUCCCGGGUCUCCAGGGUCAGCCCUCGGCCCAAGGCACCUGCUAAACUGCUGAGCCACCGGGGCGUCCCAACCUGUUUUUAUUUUCUUUUUAAGAUUUUAUUUAUUCAUGAGAACACACACACACACACACACACACAGGCAGAGACACAGGCAGGGGGAGAGGCAGGCUCCCUGCAGGGAGCCAGUCAUGGGACUCGAUCCCGGGUCUCCAGGGUCAGCCCUGGGCCCAAGGCACAUACUAAACCGCUGAGCCCCCCGGGGCAUCCCAACCUGUUUUUAUAAUCAGUUUGCUUUCCUUCUGCUUAUAAUAAGCGUGUCAUGGUCAUAUCCAUAAUUCAUUAACAGCUAGGUGUCCCGUUUUCUGUUUCUCUUUCUUCUACUUUCACGGUUGCUUGUGUGCAAACAAUACGGUUUUUGUAUCCAAAACCAAAGGUAUGAGAAAGUAGCUUUAUCUUGUACAAAUGAGUGAGACCCAAGGAGCUGAGUGUAGCAAUGAGGUUGGCAAGGCAUCUAUCUACUCGCUGGGCUCAAUUCCUUUCGAAGUCAGUUGUGUUCCCUUAGGCUCUGGUUUAGCGACACUCCCCUUGUUACUACUUUGAAGGUGAUUUGUAGUGAUCCUGUGAAGAGCAGGUCUUGAAAGAAUUGUUUUUAAGAAGUUGGUUCAUACAGAUAAACUCAGGCCCGCAAGUGAUUGAUUGAUUUAAGGAAUGGUGGUACUGCCUCAGGAUGAUUUUUUUAAGAGUAAAAAAGAUUUUAAAAAGACCUGGUGGGAAAUCAGCUCCAACAAUGAGCCAAAGAGACCCUAAGUUAAACACACACACACACACACACACACACAAACAAACAACAAACAAACAGCCCCACCUGUAAGUGCUACUUCAUGCCCUUCAAGCCUCCCCACAGCUUUGGCUGGCAAAGGUUAUUCUCUGUGUAGAAGAGGCAACAAUGGCCUGCUGUGACUAAGAGUUGUCCGUGUCAGGUGGCUCCAAGGACUGAGAACAGCUUUCAGCUUAGGAGGAGGAGUCGUUGUGGAAGCCAACUCUAAAUCCAUUUAUCAAAUUUAUGGAGAAGCCUGCGGUUGAUGGAAGUCAUUCAGAAGAACUAUGUUCUCAUUUUACAACUACACCAGAGAAUGAACAUUUACCACAGGCUGCCAGUGAAAGUCAUCUCAGCUGUCUAAAGCAAGACAGCCUGAAUGAAGAGACUGACCUGGAAGCAACAUUUAAGGAAGCUGAGUUGGCAACUUGUUCUGUAGAAUUAUUUUUGCCAUUAUUUAAGGAUACCGUUGAAGAGAUUAGUUUUGAAAAUGCUAAUCUUUUUGCAUCCUCUUUGAAGAAGAUUUCUAAACAGAAGGAAAUAUUAACAAAAGAAUUAGACACUUUCAAACGUGUAAAACAAGCUUUAGAACAUCUUCUUAGAAAGACAGAAUCCCAACAAGCAGGGGACAGUUUAUCCAGCAUGUUAGAGAAGCUAACUCAUAAUGAAAAUGAAAAUACUAAUCUUAAGAAGAGGGUACUUGAAAAGGAGACCUAUAUUCAAGAACUUUCUUGUUUGUUUCAGAAUGAAAAGGCAAAUGCUUUGAAAGCAAACCGUUUUUCACAGUCAGUGAAAGUAGUACAUGAACGACUACAGUUCCAAAUUCAUAAAAAGGAAGCAGAGAAUGAUAAAUUAAAAGAAUACAUAAAGAGCUUGGAAACCAAGAUAGCUGAAUGGAACUUACAAGUGAGGAAGAAUAAGCAUGAAGCUGUAGCAAUGAAAGAAUCAAGUAGGCAAAAAACUAUAGCUCUAAAAAAGGCAUCUAAAAUUUACAGACAAAGGCUUAAACACUUUACUGGAGACAUGGAAAACCUUACCUCCCAAAUUAGAGAUCAGGAAGCCAAGCUGUCUGAAACAAUUUCAGCUUCCAAUGCCUGGAAAAGUCAUUAUGAGAAAAUUGUAAUAGAAAAAACUGAAUUGGAAGUUCAGAUUGAAACAAUGAAAAAGCAAAUUACUAAUCUUUUGGAAGACCUAAAGAAAGUGGAAGACCUUGGAAAAAAUUCUUGUGAAGAAAUUCUUAGAAAACUUCAUUCAAUUGAAUAUGAAAAUGAAACUCUGAAUCUUGAGAAUACAAAACUAAAGACUACACUUGAUGCUUUGAAGGAUGAGGUUGUUUCUGUUGAAAAUGAACUUUUAGAAUUGCAAGAAGUAGAAAAACAACAGAAAGCCCUUAUUGAAGUAUAUAAAACUCAGAUACAAAAGUUGCAAGAAGCAGCUGAAAUGCUGAAAAGCAGAUGUGGAAAUUUGCUACAUGAAAAUAACCUAAUUACAAAAAACAAAAAUAAAAAAUUAGAGAAGAUGAGAGGCCAGAUGGAGUCUCAUCUGAAGGAGUUAGAGCACGUCCAUGAUUCGUUGACGGGAGCAGAACGGAGACUUCACGAGUGUCAGGAGAGUCUGCAGCACUACAAGGGGAAAUGUGCAGACCAGGCGUGCACCAUUAGGGAGCUUCAGGGCCAGGUUGAUGCAAAUCAUAAUCUUCUGAGAAAGCUUUCUCUGGAAGAGGAAAAUUAUCUUAUUCAGUUGAAGUGUGAAAACCUUAAACAAAAAUUAGAACAGAUGGAUGCGGAAAAUAAAGAGCUUGAAAAGAAGCUGGCAAACCAAGAAGAAUGUAUUAAGCAUAGCAAUCUUAAGUUUAAAGAGAAAUCUGCAGAAUAUACAGCAUUGGCCAGACAGCUGGAAGCUGCUUUAGAAGAAGGAAGACAAAAGGUUUCUGAAGAAAUAGAGAAAAUGUCAUCUAGAGAGAGGGCUUUACAGAUCAAAAUAUUAGAUCUGGAAACUGAGCUUAGAAAGAAAAGUGAAGAACAAAAUCAACUUGUUUGCAAAAUAAACAGUAAAGCACAACAGCAGGAAGUAUGUUUGAAGGAAAUACAACAUAGUCUUGAAAAGUCGGAGAAUCAAAAUGAGAGUAUUAAGAAUUAUUUACAGUUUCUUAAAACUUCUUAUGUAACAAUGUUUGGAUAAAUUGUCAGAUUUAUUUUCUAUAAGCAAAAAGAUUUUACUCUAAGUCUAAAACAUGAUUAGGUACAAAAAUAAUAAUAAAUAUACUUUAAUUUAUGGGUGGUAGUAGAUUUAUGUAGAGUUCUUAAAUACAAUUUAUCCAAUUGCAACUUUAAAAUAAGAUACAGAUGUUAGUAUUCCUGUUUGCUAGGUAAUUUCCACUUAGCUCUGGUUUAAUACUUAUUUAAAUUAUAUUGAUUUUUAGAAUGGUUUUCACACACACAGAAGCCAGAAUCAUUUUUUUGUUACUGUCUGUAACCACCAUUCAAGUGAAUUUGUAAUAAAUCUAGGCCAGUUAUGAGCCAAAUACAUGAUUUUGAAUAACAUAUAUAAUUUGUUUUACUUUGUAAAAA